Pantherophis guttatus is the source of this 2192-nucleotide messenger RNA. It is a transcript of the gene CCNQ, whose product is annotated as cyclin Q. Gene Ontology annotation, molecular function: cyclin-dependent protein serine/threonine kinase regulator activity. Gene Ontology annotation, biological process: regulation of transcription by RNA polymerase II. The record is from RefSeq and is a predicted model, not a curated record. Lineage: Eukaryota; Metazoa; Chordata; Lepidosauria; Squamata; Colubridae.
UCGCGAAAGUUUCGACUUCUGGCCGGUCCUGAAUAGAUCCUCCAGCUCUGGAAAGAUUGGGCGGGGGUCACUAGGAUAAGGAUCCCCAACCCUCUUUCCCAGGAUCGACACCGGUCCGUGGCAUGCCAACAACCGGUCCGCGCAAACAAGCGAAGCCCCAUCCGUGGGGUGCAGGCAGCACGCGAGACCACGUCCCCUCCGGUCCCUGGUGCCCAAGAGGUUGGGGGUCAUUUGCCCGUAGGGUGCCGUUCAGAUGUUGGGGAUGGUGACGCUGAUGUGUCCCGGCCAAACUUACUGUUGUUCAUUCUGUCUAAGAAUCAUGGUAAUUCAUUUCAAUGGCAGGUGGAGGACCCCAGAUUGAAGAACACUUCCAUAGGGUCUGUUAUAACUAGGCAUGAUCUGCUUCCCAUCAUGCCCCCUUCCCUCCUUCCCCCCUUGCAAUAAUUCAUUCUCAGGAUUUUGUAAAUAAUGAAAACACAAUUAUCUUUGUAACACACACACACACCUGUUAGAAGAGGAACUUACUAUACUCAUUUAAGGUGUAUAAUGCCUAUAGUAUUAUAGAGCUCAUUUGAUGUAUUUACCUUUGCUACCCGUGAAACAGUUAUUAAAUGAUCUUUCUUUGUCUCUUCCUUCCAUCUUUCUCAAAAUGUUACUGUUGAGGACCUAUCCCUUUAAAAAUUAACGCUGCUAUUUUUGUGUGCAGAACUAAUAGCACAGUUGCAGUAGCCUUUAAAUGAAUCAAUUAAUUACAUUAUAACAUCAGACAUAUAGUCAAGGCUAUGGUUUUCCCAGUUCCAAUAUAUGGCUAUGAAAGUUGGACCAUAAGAAAGGCUGAGCGCCAAAGAAUUGAGGCCUUUGAACUAUGGUGCUGGAGAAGACUCCUGUGAGUCCCUUGGACUGCAGGGCGAUCAAACCGGUCAGUCCUAGAGGAGAUCAACUCUGACUGCUCUUUAGAAGGCCAGAUCCUGAAGAUGAAACUCAAAUACUUUGGCCACCUAAUGAGAAGGAAGGACUCAUUGGAGAAGAGCCUAAUGCUGGGAAAGAUUGAGGGCAAAAGAAGAAAGGGACGACAGAGAACGAGGUGGCUGGAUUGAGUCACUGAAGCAGUAGGUAUCCUCUGAGACUAACCAACAUCCAUGAAUCCCACUAGACUGCAGGAAACCAGCCAGCUAUCUGCAAAUGUCAGAAUUCACUUCAAAGUCUGCAGGUUCAUCAUGGAAGCAGGUGUGAAGUUAAGCCUGCGCUCUGUCCCUAUUGCUACAGCGUGCACCAUUUAUCACCGAUUUUUUAUGGAGGUGCCUCUGGAACCAUAUGAUCCUUACUUGGUAGCUAUGGCUGCACUGUAUCUGGCUGGGAAGGUAGAAGAACAGCAUUUGCGGAUAAGAGACAUCAUCAAUGUGAGCCACAGGUACUUGCAUCCUCGGAGUGACCCCCUGGAGCUGGACACACAUUUCUGGGAGCUGAGAGACAGCGUUGUCCAGUGUGAGCUGCUCAUGCUACGUGUGCUCUGCUUCCGUGUCUCCUUCCAGCAGCCCCAUAAGUACCUUCUCCAUUAUUUACUGUCCCUGAAGCACUGGAUGAACCGGCAUAGUUGGGAGCGGACCCCGGUGGCGGCAGCAGCUUGGGCUCUGUUGCGGGACAGUUACCAUGGACCCCUGUGCCUCCAGCACCCUCCACAGCAUAUUGCUGUGACAGUCCUUUACCUUGCUCUGCAGUGUUAUGGAGUGGAAGUACCUGCUGAUGCUGAAGCAGAGCGACCGUGGUGGCAGGUGUUCAGUGAAGAUCUUUCCAAACCUGUUAUGGACCAGAUAGUCUUGGAACUGAUACGGGUCUACACUUUGGAUGCAGAGAUCUAAGUAUACUUCCAGCCGAGGGUCUGUACUGAAUUGUCAUGUUUCAAGCUGGGAUAAUGGCGGAAGUGUUACUGAUACUUGAAGGGAUUGACACCAGAAGCGCAUCCUGUUCUUUUGAGGCAUCCCACUGAACAGCACUAGAGUUGAACAAGCAAAGCACCUUGAUAGCGCUGAGGAUCUUCUAAUGGAAUCACUUUCCAGUGGAGAGUUCGUCUGGAACUAAUUUUCCAUCGCCCACAAAAGGAACAAUGUUCUGAAUUGAAGUUUGUGGAAUGAGGAAAUGAGUAAAAAAGAUUCUUCACCUAUUUCAAGUAAAAUGUACUGGCGAGAUAUUUA